CGGGAUUUUUGACACGGCCGACGUUCGAUCGUACUUGCAUUUGUCUCGGAGCGCUCUAUCCGAUCCGUCGCCGUCGCCCGAUAACGACCGUCCCUCGUGCAACGAACGCGCGAAAAAUCGGCGCAUCCGAAGAUGCGUCACGUGCAUCGUCCCGCCUGACCCGUCUGACCUGGCCGUCGUCGCUUCGCCGUCGCGCGCGAAUUUCUGUGUGAUCUCGACCGAUUUUUUUUUCCUCUCCUCUUUUCGUUCUUCUUUUCUUCGGAGUGCCACACGGGAGUCGAGUUUCAGGUCCGCGAACUUUUCGAAAUUUCGAUUGAAGUAGUGUCGUUCGUCCCGUAUUUCGAUCGGCCGCGCGGAGAUUCAUUUAUUUCUUCGAUUUGCUAAAGUUUCUCUCUCUCCGGCUUUAAUCCGCCUUCGGAGAAAGUAUUACGGAUUGCCGGGGCGAAUUGUGCUGUGGUGGCUCGGAAAUGAGACAUAGGAUUAGACACGACUGAGCUGUAGCUGCAAGAAUGGCUAGGACGUUUUCGUUGAGCUUGAUAGUGGCGUUGCUGCUGAUCUUCGCUAUUACCGAAGCUUCUCGUGGAGAACAGACUAAUCAGACGGAUGGAUAUAAAGUACAGAAUCGCGGUACCAUGCGGUACAACUCUAAAUCGACGACGGAACCGAGUAGUCUUCCUGCACCGGAAAUCAAAUCGCCUCGCGAUAAGAGUUCCCGUUCAGAAGCAGUUCCCAACUUAGAAAACCAUGAGGCGCACUUUGCGAGAGAAGGUCCGAUUAGAUCGCGAUCAAAAUUAAAGCAUCAGGCGGUAGAUGGUUCCACUACUACUAGUAGUACUACUACGACACGGACAAGUUCCAGGCAUUUGAAUUCUAAUGCCGAUAAUUUACGAAACCGUCAAAAAUCGCGCGUCGCACAAGCUAUUAAAGAAGAAAUAACGAGGGACGAGAACAAGGAGAAUGUGCCUGAAUCACAAACACCGAAACGACUGGCGGCUUCCCGAAGAACGUCUUCGGACGCAUCCCCCGUCUGGGUGGACAACGCGAAGUUGGAUCACGAAGUGUUCACGAAAUCCGAUCAUUUGAGAUCGAGGACAGGAAGAAAGAUUUAUGUGAAUCACGGGAGGGAAUCGAAGGACGAAGUAAUCCCAUCCAGAAAAUCUGCAGACGAUGAAAAUGUGGAGAAAGUCGAAAAUUCGAGCAGCGUGCCGAGAAAGGAAGAAGCACGAUUGGAACAUUCAGCGGCCGAGAACGUUACCUCGAAAGUGGACGAGUUGAAGAAAAUAGACACGAAAAGCGCCAACAGUUCUGACAGUCGUAAAGACGAGGCGAGAGACGUUCUGCUGUCGGGUUCCGAGAGUGUGAGAGUGGACGUUCCUCUGACAGUCGGAAAUGUCGAAGACGUCAAUUUUCUAACGUCCGCCGCGGCAGCUCCGUCCGGCAGCGUGUCCCCGCGACAAGCUUCAAGGCCGACCAAGGAGAAGUCGGAGAGCAACGACAUCGCGAGAUCGAGCGCGAAGAAGAGCAGACACUCCGAUCGAUCGAAGUCCCGUAACAGAUCCAAAACGAGGGAUCCUAAUCUCGAGGCCGCGAAUUCCGGAAGUACCUCCCGCCGAGGCUCGUCCAGAUACGGCGGUACCGCGACCGCGGAGACGAGCGGACGGUCCUCCAGUUCCAGGCACAGAUCCAACGCGAAGAACGUCAAUUCGAGGGGCCGCUCCACCCUGCAUAAGUCGAAGGACGCGGUCGCGGCGGAAGCGAGAAGUAGCGGUAGGCAGAGGAAUGCAGACGCUGAUUCUGAGGUGUAUGCGAACAAACGGACGGAGACGCGACGUAACGACAGACGAACGUCCGAGGGAAAACGAAGAUCCAAGGAUGGCAGGUCGAAAGCCGCGGAAGGCAAGGUAGAUGAACAGGAUAUCCGGACGCAAUCCAGAAGUCGGUCACGCACAGCUGCCAGCAACCUCGACGUUACCACUGCUUACAUUCCGAAAGCGACAAUCGCCGAAACGACGACCGUUCCUUCUGUGGACGAAGAGAUUACGACAGCCAGUACUGCAACGAUCAGACCAUCGACGACCGCUCGAACGUCCUCUUCAACCGAGCGAGCUUCGCGCGGCAAGGGAAGAGACAGAGGAGAAAGUUCUCGAGCGAAGAAACCCCCGAAGGAAGAUUUCUUCAAUCACGGUCUCGGUUUUCGUGGCCGUAAGAGCACAACCGAGGGACCGGCCUCGAUUGUUGCAGAUUCAAGGACCACCACGUCUAGAAGCGAGACGCAAUUGCGCGGUAAUCCCGGAUGGACUCUCAGACGCCGGCCUGGUCACGUCAAUCAAGAUGCUUCUUCAUCAACCGCAGCAUCCACGCCAAUUAAUCGAGAGCAGGCCAACGAGAUCGUCUUGCCCAAUGAUUUAACGAGAAGCACCGAAACACCGUUAGGCAACACAACAAAAUCCGGACGAAGAGGCAACAAAAGGCCAAAAGCGAAGGACGAGAGCAAUACCGUGUCGGGCGUCCCGACGAAGAGCAGUACGAGGGGCAGUAAAACUUUCAACAAAUCCGAAGGUAACUUCGGUUUGCCCAAGAGAGUAGAGCCCGAGAGCGACAAUUAUCCUCCCGCGUUUCGAGCUAGGCUGUCUCAAUUGAAAAAUUCUAACUUGAAACCUACUGAAGGAAAAAGUACAACUAGGACCAGCUUGCAGGAACAUUCGAAGGAACGUACAUUUCGACGGCAUAAACGAUCCAGCACGAAAACGAUGCAUGUAUCCGAAAAAAACGAAACUGUGGAAAAUGCGUUUGCGACAGACUUGCACGUCUCUCCUCCCACGAACCCCUUAACUUCGGUACUCGACCCAGAUACGCGACAAGCCACGAAACCAAGCUUGGCGAGUCUGUUCUCCGAAAGAUCCAAGCUGAAACUGGAGUUGGCCAGAAGAUUAAUCAAACCCGAUUUGAACGUUGACGAGAAUAAUUUCGACGUAACGACGGCCGCUUAUUCCGCUACGUCGAAAGCGAAAGAAGUUUCGACGGUCAGCGAGAGCAGGAACGUAGAGAAAACCACAAAAGCGACUAGUAAACUUAUUGGUGCUCGUGCCACGCACGGAAGUUCGACGAUCGCGCCGAAAGAGAAAUCAACCGUGAGAGGCAGAUGGAAGAUCGUAGAGACCAGAAAAUUGGCGAAAGAUCGAAAUAUCAAAGGUCCGCUCAGAUCUCCCGCCGGCACGACCAAGAAGAGCCGAGUGACUUCCGAGAGGGCAGCUUCGCUCGUUGAGGGAACAUCGACGAGGAGCGUUACCGAACUUAACGCUAUACCACGUCUGAUCACAGUUUCGUAUCGCGGCGCCGUUCCCGUGGAAGACACGGCCGCCACGACUAUCGACACGACGAAAGUCCGAUCCCCGACAAGCACCACGGCAUCGCGGGAGGAAGUAUCCACUUUGGCGAACACGGUGGACACGGAGGAAAACAGCAUCCUUACGACCAUCGAACCGUUGAAGCCAGAUAAAAUGUUCAUCGAAACGAUCACUGCAACGUCAGGUGAUGCAUCGAUCAUCGACGCAUCAACGGAAUCGAAAGUUCACCCUACGGAAUUCGCUCAAGAAGUGACACUACCACCGACCGUCACCACGCCGUCGACGUCAGAAAAGGUGUACCCCGUUUACUUUCCGGGCGCGAAAGAGUACGACUUGUCGGAUAAAGAAAAGACGACAACCCCGAGCGACGCGGACAAGAGCAGCGUCAAAUCUCGUUACACGAAUCAGGAGCAACUACCGGACAAGGUGGCGGUGUCCAUGGUGACGUCGAGGACCGCCGGACCCACCAGCAGAUACAUCCGGAAGAAAUCCGGUGUCUUCACGCCGUUCGACGCCGUUCCCAAGACGUCCAGCACGGAGGCGACGACCACGCAGACGAAGCGACGGGAAUUCCGUCCGCGAACGUCGACCUACAGGCGGCACUCCGAGGUGCCGACCAGCCAGGUGGUGGUCCAGCAGCCGGCGACGGUCGAGCAGACGACCGCCGGCGUGACGAUCACCCCGAAGCCGACCAAGUAUCACGCUCAGGUUGUCACGCCGAGUCCCCGUUCCUCGCCCUCCGAACCGUUCGUCAGCGUGAGGAUCGACACCUCGAACGACACCAUCACGCGAGUGUCAGGCAUCGCCGGUAACAGCAAUGGUAACAGCGGCAACUCCAACGUCUUCAAUCCCACUAGAAGCACGUUUCUCAGCGCGAACACCACCACGCUGCUGGAGCAACUGCGGAGCACCGUGGCACCGCUCUUGAACGACUUAGGCGACAAGACUCCUAUCUUCUCCGGAGCUUAUUCCAACGUGAAUACCGGGAAUUCAGCCCCUAGGAUAACGCCUAACGGUUCCCCGCCGAGAUUCAGCGCGAGAUACAAAGGAGCAGAAUUGUUUGUAAGAAAGCCGUCCGUCGGCCAAGCUGUGGUACCAUCGAUCACAACGUCGUCUACUACGGCCUCGACACCGAUAGAGAAUUCCGGUUCGGCACCGCCCAUUGACAUCAACAGCCCCGGCGAGCCCAGAUUCGUCACUUUUUAUCAGGCGUUAGAGUCGGCUAGCAUAAGAAACGAGAAUCUGGGCGCGGAAGACGUGUCUCAGCGGCAAAGACUAACUGGCGUGGGAACGAAGGUAGACCCUAACGCUACUGUACCUAACGGCGCCGGUAACGACACUGCUAACAACAAUGACACCAUCGCUCCAUCAAUCACGACUACUACAUCCUCCCCAGAUACUACCACUACCGUAGACACUACCACCGCCGUACAGUCGGCAGACAAUUCGCUCGCUUCGAGAUUAGGUGCGGAGAGUAGUACCGAUGGUAGCCCGGAAACCACCACGACGGUACAAACCCCCGCAAAUCCGGACACGAGCGGCGGAGAAACGACUCCGGUCCCCACCUCAGAAUCGCCCGGAACCACCGUCCCCGUUAACACGAUCACGAACACGCCGCCGUUCGAUACGAAUGUCCCGGAUACCGCGGGACCGCUUACCACUACCGAAACCGCCACGUCGACGAGCGUUGCCGAUGCAACUUUGGCGGCGUUGUCCUCCACGGAAUCCGUGCCCAACGACCCUCAAGCCACCGAGCCGGUGACGAGCACCGAGACCACGGAGGUACCGAUCACCAAAACGGUGAACGCGGGCGUGCCUCACAAUCUGCAAACGGCGAGUGAUACGCCGGAUUCAACAGUACCGAUCACUGAGAGCGUCACGAAUGUGCCGCACGUACCAUCGGAAGCGACGACUAUGCCCACGAUAAACGAUACGUCGGAGAGCAUCACGACGAGUACCGUGCAGCCCGAGGAAACGACGCCUCGCACAACGGAGGCGACCGACUCGGUCGAGGAUAUAGAAACGAAUACCGUACAGCAGUCCGACGCGACCGCGACGGUUCCGUCACAAACGACGGAGACCACAAGCAUCGCCGAGCCGACCACGACGGAGGAGAUUUCGAACGACAUAGAUUUCGAGUUCCGUGCGACGGCGGCACCCUCCUUCACGACCACGUACCGCACGCGAUUGAUUGAUUACGCGCAAGACAUUCUAUCGCAUUUGUCGCACAAUCACGGUUUCUCCACGGUUAAAACACCGGUCCGAAAGCCCACCGCCACGACAACCGUCUCUCCCGAGUCCAACACGAUACCGGAUUCGUCGUCGACGAAUACGGAGAGCCCGGAGGAAACGACUACCGUGCGGCAGGCUGGACCGGAUGACGUCGGAAUGACGGUGCCGUCGGACGUCGAGUUCGUGCCGACCACGACAAACGACUUCGGGCCCGAAGAGACCACUCGAAACACGGUAGAUACGGAUACCACGCCUCCGUCUAAUGGAGACCAGGAGACAAACGCACGAAAUACAUUGGACUCGAGCACAACAACGAGACAGACGUUAUCGAGUAGAGUAGGCAACGCGACAUCGGACGCCGAAUCGACGACGACAGCUCAGGACACGCGAGCCCCGUCGACGGACGAAGGAGCUGCGACCACCACGCCGAUACCGAUCCCGCGACUCGUCGAAUCCCUUGCGGAGAACGAUCCCCGGUCGUCUAACGAUACGUUACUCACUGAGCUAAUGACGAUCGCGAAGACUCUCUUCACGGAAGCGAUGAACGACACGCGGCAGUCGGUUGACAGCACGGUAGGAAACGAUAAUAGAAAUCGAACCGUGUCGAACGGCAUGUCAGAAGUUACCGCUGCACCUCCCGAACUUUCAAAACCUUUAGAGAGAGGAGAUAAUUUCACUCGCGGCCCUGUUGUAGGAUCGAAAAUUUCGUUAGUGGAGUCUAACGCGCGACCCGCCGAUGUUGAAAACCCUGCAGUAGGUGAUGUUACCAUGUCCCUCUCGCAGAUAAAGACCGGAACAUCCACUAUGGUUAUGGUCAGCAUGAAUUCGGAACUAACUACUAAUACGCCUGACUCACAAUUGUCUAAUCCGAUCGAAUCAACCAAUAAUAAUACCGAGCAACAAAUAGAUAUUACGACUAUUUCGAAUAACGAGGUCCAGUUGCCGAAUCGAUUAUCGGAAUUUGCAAUGGACCUUGCUACCAGUAAUCCCUUAACAAACUCUGUUACCGCAAAUACAGAAGAAACGCUGUCCACGUCUGACGUAAACGAGUCCACGACGUCGGACGUGGAAAUGGUAACGGAAUUAACCACCGCCGUAGCAAUGACGGAAAUAAACGUUGUACAAACGAACGCCGUAGAUACCACUAAUCAGAUACCGGAACCCACUACGAUAGUGCCUGCAUCUGACCAGCAGGUUACAAACGAUCGAUCCCACGUAACAAAUACAUCGAACAUCAUUACAUUUCCAACGGUAUCCGAUACGACAAGCGAUACUCAGCCAUUCGAUACAGAACCUCCCAACACGGAAUCAGUUCGUAACUUACUAAGCACCACCGACACCACCACCACUAAUCGAUUCAACGACAUAACAACAAACGCCCCUCAAACGCUAACCGAUCUCGUAAGCGAGAUGCCAAAUCUUAUUGCCCGUUUACAGGAUACAACAUCAACAACAACCGCCCAAGGGACGGCUGGUUCAAGAAUCAUUCAACCCGAGCAAACGACUGAAACCACCAUCACUACCACCGUUCCUACUGUCACAACAUCUUCAACCGCACCAACCACAUCCCCCGUAUCCUCUACCGACGCGUCAACCAUCCCCUCCUCAUCAGUCGAACCGACGGUCACGACGACAAAGACCACGACGACGACGUCGACAACGACCUUGCGCACGACGUCGACGGACGCGUCGUCGUCCGAGCUCACCACUGUCGCACCGACGUCCGAAACGACCAAUACGACUGUCGACAUAAACGAGAAUCUCGUCUCCACCGAGACAACGACCGACACCUCGUCUACACGAGACACAACGGUCCCGAGCGAAGCGGAUGACCUGAACGUGAUAUCGAGGCUAAACGGAGAGGAAACGACGACAACGACAAGUGCCGCACCACCCACGAAUACGUCGACCACUACGUCGACGACCACGUCGACUACCGCACGAACUACUGUGCUAAAUCGAAUAUCACCUACGUUCACGCCUCUCGGCGCUUUGAACACGGGACUACCCUACCUCGGACGUUUCGGCAGCGGCCAGAUGACGCCGCCCCCGAGACUUGGCUCCUCCAAGGCGCCCGUCCGCGACUACUUGAUUUACGGUAUUUAUCCCAACAAAACCAUCGUGCGGAAGCGGCCGGAGGACAAUCUAAUUGACGGCAGAAACGUGAACAGCCCGUACGUGAUAUUCGGCAUCUAUCCGGACGGCAGACUAGUCCGGAAGUUCCCCAACGGGACGAUAAUACCGGAUUCACCCAGGAACCCGGUCGAGGUUGUGUUCACUCUUAGAACUUCCACUACUACUAACCGACCAGCACCCAGGCCAUAUUAUAACCAGGUUAACCAAGCGGGCGUUUAUAACAACCAGUACCAAGCCCCGGUGUACUAUAAUAAUGGUAGACCCGUGGACGAGCUGACGGGAGGCGCCCAGAGCCCCGGAUCCCUUGAUUUUGGACUUAUCGGUAAUGCGAUCGGCGUUACUCCUGGAGGCCCCAAUUUCGCGGGACCACUUGGUCCCCCUGCUAGCGUCCCGAGCACAAACAAAAUGAGCGAUAUUUUAUUAAAUUCCCAAAUGGGUACGUUGCCGAAUGGACCUAUCGGUAAUCUGCAGACGUCAAAUAGUGGCCAAGUACAGGGUCCGAUCGGUCCUCCUAAUAUCGUCCAGGAUCGCGAAAGGAACGAGGCUUCUCGGACAAAAGUGACAUCUGAUCAACGCAGCUCUGUAUACAUCGGACAGGAUAAAUUUAUUAAUUAUCAAAUUGACGGUGCACCUGAUAUCAAUCCAAAUGUUCUUGAUGUAAGAAUAAAUUCAGUGGCUACUUCUGUGAACGAAGGUACGGCAUCAUCCACGGCGUCGAAUCCGUUCGCAAAUUUGCUGACCAAUCAGUCGGGUGGUGGUGUAAUAACAGCACCUCCCGGUUUUCCUUGGAGAGACCCCCUCGAUCAGAUAUUCGGUAUCACCACCAAUUCACCUAUACAAACAGCAUCUGUGGCAUCAAAUCAAUUGGACGAGCCGACCGAAAGCAAUGCGCCGAUUAUGUCGCGUCCCGUAAGUCCCUUGGUGGAAAUCUUCACACCACUCAUGAACAAUGCAACCCCAACAUCCGCAAACAUCACGAAUACUGCUGAUACGACACCUACUACUACUACUGCCAGUACCACUCCUAGUACUACUACUAGUACUACUACCACGUCAGCACCAACAACGACUACUGCUGCUACUACCACUACUACCACCACCACGAUGACGACUACCACAACGACUACCACUACUUCGACAACGACCCCCGCAACGACCACGACACGUCAAACGACUACGACAGGUACCAUUAUACUUACUACCAUUCCCCGAUUCGCAAAAGCUGCUUCCUUCAUAAAUACUUACGUAAUAUCGUAUACAACAGCAGGUCCAGGAACAGUCCCGUCGUCAUCUACCGCACCGGCAAUAUCUGCGAACAACAUAUUAAGUAGAUUACAAUCAAACACGAUGGAGAACCCUUUUGGUACCACGUUCGGGGAUUUGGCUUUCUUGAAUUCAUUGUUACAGAAUAACAACAAUGUUAAAAUUAAGCCCACUACGCCGAAAACGCUAAGUGAAGUGGAGCAAAUAUUAGCAAAUAGGAUUUUAUCACUUGCACUGGCUAAUCCUGGACCGACGCGAUCGCCAAAAGCGAUUCAAUCUACAAAUUUGAAUGCGAAUGUGAACGCAAUAAAAAAUCGCCCGUCAUCCGGACUGCCUUCCGAGCCGAUAAUAAUCGACUUGUUACCACUUACGUCACCAUCAACCGUUCCCAGCAGCACGUCACCCACGCAGAGGUACACCGAAACAGUGACGACACAAGCUACCACCGCGUCGACCACCAAAGCACCAGUCGUUAUCACUGCCAAGCCUAAGACGACAGCGAAACCCAAGGGUACCACCCCUCGGGCGCCCGUAGGAUUUGGCGCGGGUUUAUGGCGUGCGUUGUUCAGCAACGUUUUCGAAGCGACCACCGCAGCGAGCGCCGCGAAAAAGAAACCCACGAUUAAGGCAACGACUCCAAAGCCCGCCGGAAUUAUCCAGACAUCGCAAAAUGUCAAACCGACGCUUACAAGUCAUAUAAUGACUACGGCCAAGUCGACAAGAAACGUGGACAUUUCGGAUAUCCAUGUGGCCUCGAGCACGUCACUCGCGGACACCAUCAUUUCCGCAGCAACGCCAACGCCAAGUGUGGUUUCAACCACGCUCUUAAAUAAUCCGAAUCCCAGAUUGAACGACGCCUCCACGUCCAAGUACUCACCAGAGGACGACGCGAAAUUCCUAGCUGCGCUUCUGCGUGCCGUACAAACGGAAACGAAAACGAGUACUUCUUCAACGCAAUUAAGUGACGACGACGAAGCCUUCCUGAGAGCGAUUUUAAGUAAUCAGGCUAGCAUUUCCACCACAGCAUCACCAUCCACCGAAACGAAUCCUGCUGCUUUACUGGCUUUACUCCUAAAGCAGCAAGGUAUAGAACCUACGACACCAGCGACGAAACUUAGGGAACAAUUACAAUUAUCCAGUCUAGGUCUGCUCACACCGGAUGCGACCACGACUGGACCAACAACCAAUAGACCGGUCAGCACGACGAGACAAGUAACGACACCGAGACCAACGGUGAGACCGAGACAAGUACUUCAGACUACGACAUGGGCUCCAAGUUCAACGUAUCCACCUCCCCUUUUCGGAGGAAGUGGGUCCUCGGGUAGCGGGCUGGUUACUGCUACUAGAGCCAUAGGCAGAUUCCUUGGCGCUGCUAUUUCGGGUGCAGCCCAACAGUUACAAUCUUUACUAAGAAAUAGUACCAGAAGCGCAGCCGGCUAAUAUUAGAAUGGAAAAGGACGAUAUACAUCAAUUUUCGCUCAAUCUGAGGACAAAUGUCAGGAUUGAGGUUGUAGUAGUUGUUAAUUAAUAUUGUGCUUGCCGUUGAAAGUGCAUUACAAUGGCAAGUGCAUUACAUGGAAGUCGACAAACGCUAGGAAAGUUCAAUCAAGACAAUAAUAGGAAGAAAACUUGCUCAAUUAUUACGAAUUGCUACGGACGAUAUGUAUACGGAUACGGAUGAACAGGUCUUAAAAUCACAUUUUUUUCUAUUUUACUAAAAAAAAAAAGAUAAUUUUUUCGGAAUAAAUGAAUCGAUCAAAUAUCGAAAAACUCGACAUAUCGAAUUCUCGGUACGAAUAGUAUUUAAACAAUUUUAGCUCAACCGUUACAAUAUACAAAAAUUUAACAUACUCGAUGUCUUGACCGAACGUUUCUUGCCGAUUCCUUAUCUAAGAAACAAAUAUUUCAUUCGUCGUUGUUAAUUAUUACUAAAGUUUAAUACCGCCACGAUUCGAGAAAUCCGAAAAAGAAAGUUGGUAUAUCAAUCAAAUAUACUAAUUUAUUCUGUUUUCUACAUAGAGAGUUCACAUUUAAAUAAGCAUUCAUUUUUAAUUCAAGAUAAUUCGAUUCGACAGAAAGGUCGGAGACACGGUUGAAUAAAUUUUUCCUUCUCGACAUCUCUUCGGGUAAUUCUGCGGCAAGAUGUUCAGUGAUAAUUCGCAACGACGAUUUCGAACGUCGAAACAAUCUUGAAACUUUGCAAACAUUUCCAAAGUAAGCCUACCGAUCUUUUUCCUCCGGAUGUACUUGUGGAGAUGUUUGUAACGGUCGUCAUAAUUAAGGUAAUAUACUAGCGCAACGUUUUACAUAUCGUUAAUCGUACUCUGUCGAUGUGUCUUGCCUCUACGCUUUUUUUUCUUACUUUUUCUACUGUUCUUCUUUUGUACGGUGAAGCGGUGAAUGUGCUCAGUGGUUAACAUUUCAACGCACUUUGCAUGCGGAUGAUUCUACGAAGGAUGGUAUUUAAUAAGAUUGCGUUAACUUUGUGACCGACAAUUUAAACUUUCAAAAAUCUUAAAGGUUGAACUGUAAAAGACAUCGAACUGCAACUAUAGACAUCAUCUGUAUGCAAAGUUUUAAAUUAAAAAUUGUGUAUGUUUCGAUCAAUACUUUUGCAAUUUUAAAAGAGAACUUUUACUUAUUCAACAAUUUCUUCUCGCCCCACAUCCGCAUAUCAAUAUAUAUAUAUCAUACGCAAAUUGUACAUUAUUAAAUUAAAUUGUUUUUAGAGAGGGAAGGAGCGUAAUAUAAUAGGAUUUUUUAAUGUAGGGAGGGAGCGUAACUUAAUAGUAUUUUUUAAUGUAUGUGAAUAAUACAAAGAGUGAUUGAGAGAAAAAGAGAGAGAGAGCGAAAGAUUGAGAUUGGGGCAAAGCUGAUUUAUCUUGAGCAAUCUCUUCCUAGACAAUCGAAAGAUAUAAAUGACAUCGUAUAAAUAUCGAAAAGAACAUCUUACGAGAGAUAUUCGUUUAGGGACUUUAGAUGACUUUUAGAUGUCGUUAUUGCUUAUUCGAUUGAAAAGAGAAAGCUAUCUCGAUGUUGGUCUCGUCCCCAUUCUGAUAGUCCGGUGUAUGUUUAAUAAUUGAUAAAAUGAUAAGUUCUAUAUGUAUAGAAUUUCCACUCAAAAUAAUACAAUUACUUAGAUAUUUCUAAUAUAAGUUAUUGAUGACUUUAUUUAAUAAAUUUUUAACUUCCGAUUCAUAUUUUGCAAUUGAGCUUGUCUAUCUCAUGUAUUUCUUUCUAAUGGACUAAGACUCGGCAUAUGCGUCAAAAUAAUGUAUGAGAUUAUUUUAUAAUUUUUCAAUUAAAAGUGUCGUUAGCACGAAACAUCAGCAUUCCUUGUAAUACAUUAAUACGCAUAUUUGAGUGAUGAGCUUGAUUCAAAAUAAAUCUAUAUUUUUAAUUCAAUUAUUUAACACGUUAAUAUAUUAUAUAAUUCGAUGGUGUUUUGGUAAAUUUAACGAAGCAUGUUUUUCUAUACUUAUUGAAAUCCGCGAGUAAAACUGUGGAUUUUACGGAGCUGUGAAUGUAUGGAUCUAUGCGUGUACGUGCACAGGCGAAAAAUACGUAAAAUAUUUUAACUUCUGCAGAAAGAAGCAAAAUUGUUUUUUUGGAUUAGAAUAAGCAGGAUAAGCGAUUUCCAGCAACAAAACGCAGUGGUGGGUAAUCGAAUGCUGCAUACUAAAAAUGGUUGUGAAGAUAUUAAAAUAAAUAAUUUUCUAUAUAUAUAUAUACAUAUAAUUAUCUACUCAUGUCUACUAUAUAUAAACAAUACAAUUUAUCAAUAUCGAAACGGUUUGUUAUAAAAUCUGUUUAAUUGGCUGCGUAAGUAAAAUGCCAUACAUCGCGAUACAGCUCGACUCAUAAUUUAUUUACUUAUACUACGUACCGGAAGUUUCGUAAGAAAAUCAAAUAAUAUUUACGAGCAAUAAUUAUCUUUUCUUCUUCUUCUCAUUUAAGUCGCAUAUAUAUAAUUCAGUCCGUUUAUAUGUUAUGAUAUAGUUACACACCCAUGUGUAAGUCUGUACAUAUGUAUAAUCGGUUAUUCCUAUAUAUUUUAUAUAUAGUAAUAAACGUAAUAAGUUAUAUCUCCCUAAUAUUAGUUAACAUUACGCGGCGCGCCAAUUGUGUUACAGUAAAGUAUCUUGAUAUAUAUAGAUGAUGCCUUUCUCGCAGCUGCUGUAAUAUUUAUUCAAAAUACGCAUCGAAUGCCUUGUAAUUAUAAUGUACAUUUGCAUAUUAAACAACUUCUCACAUUAAA
Messenger RNA from Wasmannia auropunctata (little fire ant), 13236 nucleotides. RefSeq names its product mucin-17-like. The record is from RefSeq and is a predicted model, not a curated record. Lineage: Eukaryota; Metazoa; Arthropoda; Insecta; Hymenoptera; Formicidae. The coding region runs from base 510 to 10418 and encodes 3302 amino acids. The transcript has 18 exons.